Molecule: messenger RNA, 3795 nt
Organism: Colletes gigas
Lineage: Eukaryota; Metazoa; Arthropoda; Insecta; Hymenoptera; Colletidae
Product: serine/arginine repetitive matrix protein 2-like
Exons: 4
Source: RefSeq, a predicted model, not a curated record
AUGAACGGGAUCAGGUCGUUGGUUUUGCAAGAUCUUCCUCAUGUUUUGCCCACAAAAAGCCUCAAGGUGACUCGCAAUCUUAUCGCUAAUUAUAACAUUAAAAUCUAAUCUGAUUGUAACUUGUCGUCGUCCCACAUUCACACAACAACAUCCACGCGUCGAUUAUGGAAUUUCUUCGAGUUCUCGCCGAAGGAAGAAGCCUGUCGAAGCACGAAGAAAUGCCCCACGUCCAAGGACGUCGUUUCCUCGUCGUUUAUGUCAACAGAAAUGGUGGAAGAUGCCUCGAAAGCGAACCUUUCUCCUAUUGCUAUGGUGACUUCGUCGGUUCCUCUGCCUCCUAGGAUCCAAGGGUACCAAUUCGAUCUAAGAACAACGCCAUUGAGUUGUCUGAAGAUCCCAAAACCUCUCAAGGAAGAUAACUUGAUGUCCUUGUUGGAUGGAAAUCCUGUACCCAGGACUCUAAAAUGGAAGCUGACGGGCUACAAAACUCUUCGAAAUAAGCAGGCUGGCGACUUUGCGUUCGUGCCUGGUGGGGAAUCUUACGACUUCGACAUGAUAACUAAGAACGACUGCGGCGAAUUGCCUCUGAAACCCGAUAAAAAACCUCCCGAAAGUCCUCAGGCUGCAGCUAGCAACGUCACCGAAGACACGUUGUCUUUAACCACAAAGGCCAUCGAGAAUAAGGAACAUUCUCAGAAAAUUGAUAGCGUAGAAGCAAAAGUGGCUGAGGUAGACGAAGCAAAAGUCGAGGAACACGGUGGUGCUAGUCUGAACGACCAGAGUGUCUCGACGGUGAUGGAAUCGGUGGGUGCAGAGAUUCCAAAAACGCACAAGUUGUUGGCAACGCCAGCGAAGAUGGAGUACCUACCGAUCUCGAAGCCAGAACUGCCAGCUGUUCAGAUCAAGUGUCAAUUGCAGCCUGCUGCUCGGUACUCGUCUCGUCCUCCUAAUAGGAUACAACAGUCCUCGCCGCCAGGGUUGCAAGAAGCUGCAGAAACUCAAAACGUUGAAGGAAGAGCUGUCUUGAACCAGCAAACAGCACAGGAGUCAUUAGAAUAUAAUACAAAUACUCGAUUCGAUCCUAAAGUUUCCAAGCCGAAAGAGGUGGAAGACCAGUACAGGCCAGAAAAUAGCAUUCAGUUCUCUCCGAAAACGACUGAGAAAAAGUACAAUCUUGAAGAACCAGGCUACUUUGCGCCACGUAGCUGGAAACAAAAUGGUUCGAACGCGUUGAGUGGAGCGUCCAACCUGAACAGAUCGACGCAGGAAUCCCUGAACGCCGUUUACGAGUUCAUCACCGGAGUACCAGUAGCCAAGGCACCGCCUCUGAAGAUAUCGAGCCCAGGCCUCGGCCAGCAGACCAAGUCGUCGCCGUGCGCCGCGACGCAGGCCAGAUUGCAAGGCGCCGGAAGCCCCAACGGGUCCCAGAGGCAGUCGAACUAUGGAUUCGACGGGUCGUCCAUGUCUGGGAACUCUGGAAACGGCUCGAAGAAACCUCCAGCCUCUUAUCCGCCAUUUGUCACGAGACAGGCGUCGUCUCAUACUUUGUCUUUGCCCGAUAGGCUGCCACGGGGUCCAUCAAACGCUUCUAGGAGACCAGCGAACCCUAACAACAAGAGCUCCGCGUCGAGCAUCAGCACAGGCGCCAGGAGGUCCAGUCCCAGGAAGUGUAACGACGACUCGGAGGAUGGAAAGACCGUGUGCACGAAAUCACGCGACAACAAGUGUUCAAGGAGAAGAUCCUGCGACAGGGAUGAGAGACCCAAGUGCAAGAAGGAGUCCAAGAAGACCUGCAAGCGUUACUGUUGUCCUGCGUUGCAGACCUCUGUCGAAUGCGACUACGACAUGUUCCAGUGUCCCAAGGAUGGGAAGCAGAAGCUUAAACGCAACACAACUAGGGAUCCCACGUGUCUGCCUAACGACUCUGAGUGCAGUACUCGCGAGAGGUCCUGUGGGAACGCGUCGAAAAGGAGGAGCAGCGAGCAGCCCUGCAAGAGGGAGAGAUCUUGCGAAAGGAGAGACCAGAGCUGCGAUCGAGGACGACAGAGCUGCAAUAGGGAGAGGCAGACUUGCAAUCGGGACCGGCAGAGUUGCAAUCAAGAUAGGCAGAGUUGCAACAGAAACAGGGAAAGGUCCUGCAAGAGACAGGAGCGACGAGACUGUUCCGAGAGGGAACAGGGUCGCGUGAUCUGCACGAAACCGAGACGAAGGGAGUCCUGUGGCCGACAGAAGUGCGAGGAUCGAGACUCCAAUAGGUCCGCCAAGUGCAACGGGAGACGAAAUUACACCCAGUCGGCGUUCGCCAGGCAUUCAAACACUGUGAAACGAUUUUCAUCCGUCCCGACGCUUGGAUUCUCUCUGAUCGGUUUGAGGGUGCAGGGUAACGAGUCUAACAAGUCAUUGCUCGGGCCCCCAGCCAAGGGUAGAUUCUAUGGAAAGAAGGAGACGCCCCCGCCAAGCUGCAAAGGCACGGGUAACGACGCUAAGUCGAACAAGUGCAAGAAACCGCCUGCUAAUUGUUUGAACCAAACAUCGACCGCAGACAAAUGCAAGCAAGCACAGAGUAGGACGGAGAACAUAUGCAAACAAUCUGAGACCAAGUGCGGGGCACCGAGCAAGACUGAGGACAAAUGCAAGAGGCCUGAACCCAAGUGCGGUACACCGAGCGAGACAAACGUAUGCAAAAAGCCUGAGACCAAGUGUAGUACACCUAGUAAGACAAACGUAUGCAAAAAACCUGAGACCAAGUGUAGUACACCGAGCAAGACAAACGUAUGCAAAAAGCCUAAGACCAAGUGUAGUACACCGAGCAAGACAAAUGUAUGCAAAAAGCCUGAGACCAAGUGUAGUACACCUAGUAAGACAAACGUAUGCAAAAAGCCUGAGACCAAGUGUGGAGCACCCAGCAAGACGGAGAACAAAUGCAAAAAGCCUGAAACCAAGUGCGGGACAUCAUCGAGUAAGACAAACGUAUGCAAAAGGCCCGAGAACAAGUGUGGGGCACAACAGAGCAAGACGGAGAACAAAUGCAAAAAGCCUGAGACCAAGUGCGGGACACCGAGCAAGACAAACGUAUGUAAAAGGCCCGAGAACAAGUGUGGUGCACAGAGCAAAACGGAGAACAAAUGCAAACCGUCAGAAAAUAAGUGCGGGGGAACGCGGAAGGCUGAGAACAAGUGUAAAUCGCCCUCCGGCGUAUCGAAACCGGAGAAGCCGGGUCCCUGUGAGCAGUCCGGGAGCAAAUCCGACGACUACUGUUCCAGGAGGAGGGCAGAGGUGUGCAAAGACAAGAAAUCAGCGUCCUCGAAGGAGGAGUCCGCGAAGGACAGGACGCAAAGGGAACUGAAAGAGAUGCAGGAGUGCAAGAAGGACAUCGGCAAACGGGACAAGAACAAGAAUAAGGAUGAAAAGAAGGCUGCGCCCACCGGUUUGGAGCGUGUCGUCAGCCCCUGCAAACAGAGGCAGCAGAAAAAUAAGACCGACAAGUGUUCGACAUCGUCGAAGAAAUUGGCGUGCAUCGGCACCGCGUUGAACUGUUUGGUCAACACGGAUACUGCAACGUUUAUGAAGCAGGACAGCAGAUCGUUCAGCAAUCUAUCGGAUCGAUCGUACUCUGCUGCAAAGUACAGUCAGGAAUCGUCUUCGAAUCAGCGGAAAGGCUUUUGGGCAUUCGACGGAGACAGUGGUAUUGAAUAUGAUAUCGAGCCUCUUCCAAUCGCCGUAGAGAAUCAGGAAGAACCGCCCGAGGACAACUCGUACGCUCGAAGUUGGUUCCUAUCCUGGUUUCAGAAUUGA